CAUAGGUUGGCAGCUGAAGCUCCAUUUGACUCCUACCCUAGGAACUUCCAUAUGCCAUGGGUAUGGCCCAAAAAAAGAGAGAGGAAAAAAAAAAAAGAAUUGUUCUGGAUAAAUUUGAGAUGUAAUGUAUUUACAGGGGUGAUUAUAAGGCAGGCAGUUGGAUAUAUGAGUUUUUUAGUUCAGGAGGAGAUAAAAAUUUAGUAGUCAUCAGAGUGUGGAUUCUUUUUUAUGGAGUUGAUGGGAAAAUAAAUUUUUGUGUCUUUACUUGAAUGAUAGAUGAAAGUAUUUUUGAAUUUUUACUUUGAGACUUAAGGAGCUAUAAUGUAAUUUUGAAAACUUAGGCACAGUUGAAAAUAUGUUAAAGCAAUUUGAUUUAAGACAUAUGGCAAGGAAUUCUCUGGUGGCCUAACAUUGGAGAUUCAUCAAUGUCACUGCUGUGGCUGGGCUGACUGCUGUGAUACAGGUUCAGUUUGGUACAUGCCAUGGGAGUAACCAAAAAAAAAGAUAUGGUAAUUAAAAUGUGAAUAUUAAGUCUGGUUAAGUUAAAAAUUACAUCUAGGUUGAAGACAGAACUAUUCUCUCCGAAGGUAAAACUAAAGUCUUUGUAGACUGAAAGCACAGACAUAUAAAAUGAAAGGAUGGAGAUCCUAUGGCACUGAGGACUUGUCACGAUUUGCGCUACUUCUGUGUUUAGUAUUUUUCUCUUUUCUGUCCUCUUUGAAACUGGACAUUGUUCUCCUCUACUAGUAGCUUGGCCACAUGGGUGAAUAGCACCCUUAAAAACUAUUUAGCAAGCUUUUAAGAGACCAGGCUUUGGAACCAAAUGGUCCUGAGUUAGAUUCUUACCUCUAAGAAUAACUUAGGCAAGGCAAUCUCUGAACCUCAGGUUUUCCCAUUUCUAAAACAAGAAUCAUAACCUACUUUCUGUGAAAAUUAGAAAUUAGAGUAGAAAUUCUAGUACUGUUCAUUUGUAUUUUUUCUGAGUACUGAUGAGGUUGAGUAUCUUUUCAUAAGGUUAUUGACCAUUUAUAUUUCUUCUGUGAAAUGACAUCAUCUUUUGCUUAUUGCUCUGUUGGCAAAUAUAUGGAGUAAAUAAUAGUGAAAAGUCAACAGGAAACCUCAAAGUACCUUUCAUUAUGAGAACAUGUACUUUCAUUUUGACGAGGUCUAUAAUUUGUAUACUUUGACUCAGACCUAUAAAUUCCUUUUAAAUUGACAGAAACCUAAAAAUAAAAUGAAGCAGUGACAGUAAUAAAGUAUUGAGUUGCUGUGGUAGCAAACAGUGAGGAUACUCAACACCUGACGCCAGGAAAAAUGAGUCAGCGCCAAGGGAAAGAAGCUUUCCCAACACCAACCAAAGACUUGUAUCAGCCAUCAUUUAGUCCAGCAAGUCCUCAUACCCAAGGUUUUGAAAGAGGAAAGGAAGACAUUUCUCAAAAUAAAGAUGAAUCUUCAGUUUCUAUGUCAAAGAGCAAGUCUGAAUCUAAACUUUAUAAUGGCUCGGAGAAGGAUAAUUCAGCUUCAAGCAAGCUCACAAAAAAAGAAUCUCUCAAGGUACAGAAGAAAAAUUACCGAGAAGAAAAGAAGAGAGCCACAAAGGAGUUACUCAGUACAAUCACAGAUCCUUCUGUUAUCGUUAUGGCUGACUGGUUGAAGAUUCGUGGUACUCUAAAGAGCUGGACCAAACUGUGGUGUGUGUUGAAACCCGGGGUGCUACUGAUCUAUAAAACCCAAAAAAAUGGUCAAUGGGUAGGAACAGUCCUUCUGAAUGCCUGUGAGAUCAUUGAGCGUCCAUCAAAAAAAGAUGGCUUUUGUUUUAAACUCUUCCAUCCUUUGGAGCAGUCUAUUUGGGCGGUGAAGGGUCCAAAAGGUGAAGCAGUUGGAUCUAUAACUCAGCCCUUACCUAGCAGUUAUUUAAUCAUCCGAGCCACUUCAGAGUCAGAUGGAAGGUGCUGGAUGGAUGCUUUGGAGUUGGCUUUGAAAUGUUCUAGUCUUCUUAAACGUACAAUGAUCAGGGAAGGAAAGGAACAUGACUUGAGCAUCUCAUCAGACAGCACACAUGUGACUUUGUAUGGCUUAUUACGUGCUAACAAUCUCCACAGUGGUGACAACUUCCAGUUAAAUGAUAGUGAAAUUGAACGACAGCACUUUAAGGACCAAGAUAUGUAUUCUGAUAAAUCUGAUAAAGAAAAUGAUCAAGAGCAUGAUGAGUCUGACAAUGAGGGAAUGGGGAAAAGUGAAGAAAGUGACACAGAUACAUCAGAAAGGCAGGAUGACUCAUAUAUUGAACCUGAGCCUGUUGAGCCUUUAAAGGAGACUACCUACACUGAACAAAGCCAUGAAGAACUUGGAGAGGCAGGUGAGGCUUCUCAAACAGAAACUGUCUCUGAAGAAAACAAAAGCCUUAUAUGGACUCUGCUGAAACAAGUACGUCCUGGCAUGGACCUGUCCAGGGUGGUUCUGCCUACCUUUAUUUUGGAACCUCGUUCUUUCCUGGAUAAACUUUCAGAUUACUACUAUCAUGCAGAUUUCCUAUCUGAGGCUGCUCUUGAAGAAAAUCCUUAUUUCCGUUUGAAGAAAGUAGUAAAAUGGUAUUUGUCAGGAUUCUAUAAAAAGCCAAAGGGACUGAAGAAACCUUACAAUCCUAUACUUGGUGAGACUUUCCGUUGUUUGUGGAUUCAUCCCAGAACAAACAGCAAAACUUUCUAUAUUGCUGAACAGGUGUCUCAUCAUCCACCAAUAUCUGCCUUUUAUGUUAGUAACCGAAAAGAUGGAUUUUGCCUUAGUGGUAGUAUCCUGGCUAAGUCCAAGUUCUAUGGAAACUCAUUAUCUGCAAUAUUAGAAGGAGAAGCACGGUUAACUUUCUUGAAUAGAGGUGAAGAUUAUGUAAUGACAAUGCCAUAUGCUCAUUGUAAAGGAAUUCUUUAUGGCACAAUGACACUGGAGCUUGGUGGAACAGUCAAUAUUACAUGUCAAAAAACUGGAUACAGUGCAAUACUUGAAUUCAAACUAAAGCCAUUUCUAGGUAGUAGUGACUGUGUUAAUCAAAUAUCAGGGAAAUUAAAAUUAGGAAAAGAAGUACUAGCUACUUUGGAAGGACACUGGGAUAGUGAAGUUUUUAUUAAUGACAAAAAGACUGAUAAUUCAGAGGUUUUCUGGAAUCCAACACCAGACAUUAAGCAGUGGAGAUUAAUAAGGCACACUGUAAAAUUUGAAGAGCAGGGAGAUUUUGAAUCAGAGAAACUCUGGCAUCGGGUAACUCGAGCCAUAAAUGCCAAAGACCAAACAGAAGCUACACAAGAAAAGUAUGUCUUAGAAGAAGCUCAAAGACAAGCUGCCAGAGAUCGGAAAACAAAAAAUGAAGAGUGGACUUGCAAGUUAUUUGAACUUGACCCACUCACAGGAGAAUGGCAUUACAAGUUUGCAGAUACUCGACCAUGGGACCCACUUAAUGAUAUGAUACAAUUUGAAAAAGAUGGUGUUAUCCAGACCAAAGUAAAACAUCGCACUCCAAUGGUUAGUGUCCCCAAAAUGAAACAUAAGCCAACCAGGCAACAGAAAAAAGUGGCAAAAGGCUAUUCCUCCCCAGAACCUGAUAUCCAGGACUCAUCUGGAAGUGAAGCUCAAUCAGUGAAACCAAGUGCAAGAAGAAAGAAAGGGAUAGAACUGGGAGACAUUCAAACUUCCAUUGAAUCUAUAAAACAAACACAGGAAGAAAUUAAAAGAAAUAUUAUGGCUCUUCGAAAUCAUUUAAUUUCAAGCACACCUGCCACGGAUUAUUUUCUGCAACAAAAAGACUACUUCAUCAUUUUCCUCUUGAUUUUGCUUCAAGUCAUAAUAAACUUCAUGUUUAAGUAGAAGUUCUUUACAGUUGGGUCUAUGAACUGCAGUGAUCAGAUUUGGCCUGGGACCAGUGUCGAAGUUGGUUUGGUCUUUAUUAAAACAUCACAAUAUUUCUAAAACAGAAAACCUUAGAGAUAACUGUAGAAGUGUUGACUUUUCAUACCUUUUAUCCUUAAACUGAAGCAAGAGCUAUUCUUUUUGGUUAUUCAAGUGAGCUAUGUGUUAAGUGCCAGAACAUUUCUAGCUUUUGUGAGAAUGUGCCUACAUGUGAGUAUAAUAAAUCCACAUGUAUACACAGUUGUCUUAUGUAUACCUUAUAGUAGUCCUUGUAGUCCGUAGUAUGUUCAUGUUCUGAAAUAUAUAGCAGUAAUAUUGUUCAUAACAAAAAUGCUGUCAAUCUUGUAAGUAUACCUAUAGAAAUCUAUUUCUUCAUAAAGCAGGCACAAAACUUUUAUCAGUAAGGAGUUAGAGUGGAAAAUGAUGAGAUAAUAGACAUAAAUAGUUCAAUACACUGUACUAUUAAAAAAAAAAUCAUUUCCAAAUCAUUCAGCUUAAUUGUCUUCUUAGAAACAGGAGAAAAAAAAAGUGGUCAAAAUUGAGACACAAGAUGGCAAAUUGCUUUUUUUUUUUUAAAGUUUACACAAGAUUUUUUUAACCCCUGGAAUUUAAUAUUUAUAGAUACAAGUAUAAAUAUAUGUAUGUGUAUAUGUCAACAGCAAAAAACUGGUGUGCAGCUACUUGGAUCUAUUGAUUAUAUCUUCCUUAUCAUAACUAUAUAAUAUCCCUUUAGCACUUGCUGAGAAAAGUGUGGUCAAACAUGAUAGCUGUCUUUUUUCUUAAAUUUUUUUUAAAUUCUCUUGGUCCAAUAACAUUGGCCAAAUUCACAAAAUGUUUAUAGGGCAUAUUAAGUGCUGAUAUUAUUUUUCAUUAUGAAAAACUUAUUUUAGCUUUCAUUUAGAUCCUAGUGUGUUCAGUGAAAAAGUAGAAUAGAAAAAAUAUAUGUAAUCAAUAUUUGACUUCAAAAGCCAAAUAAGAGAAGGGCAAUAAGAAAAGAUACUUCACGUGGUGGUAUUUAUGUGUACAUUAAAAUUGGUUUCUUUAAAAUGUGCAAUAAGUUGAGCAUCAAGAAGAUCAGCAAGUUCUGAAUUUUAAUUCUCCGUUAUCCUCCUCUGUUCUUAGCAACUGCAGUCUGUGGCAAAAACCACAGUUCCUCAAGAUUCCUUUUUCAGGCUCAGGAGAACCUUUUUCCUAAAUAUUUUUUUGAGUUUAAUAUUUUUACUUUCUGUAUCUUAGAAUUCUAAAGGUAGAUUCUGAAAUGAAAAUGGAAGUCAGAAAGAAUAAUUGCUCUGACUACGUAUGCCUUUGACUGAAAAGAGACUGUGAGACACUAGCAAAUUACAAUCAAUUUUAUCCCAUAGUAAGUAUAAAAUCAAGGAAUGAUUGAUAAUUUAUGAAAAUCGAAAGUGAUACUGGACUUCCCAUCAUGGCGCAGUGGAAACGAAUCUGGCUGGGAACCAUGAGGUUGAGGGUUCAAUCCCUGGUCUCUCUCAGUGUCUAGUGGGUUAAGUAUCUGGCGUUGCCAUGAGCUGUGGUGUAGGUGGCAGACACAGCUCGGAUCCUGUGUUGCUGUGGCUGUGAUGUAGGCUGGCAGCUGUAGCUCUGAUUUGACCCCUAGCCUGGGAACCUCUAUAUGCCAUGAGUGCAGCCCUAAAAAGACUAAAAAAGACAAAAGAAAAAAAAAAUGAUAUUAAGAGCCUGCUUUUUACCUCCUAACCAAUAUAACCAUAUGUUUUAUGAAGAAGCAUUUUCCUUGUAUUUUUGGCAAAACAAUGCUGUAUUCCAUGUAUAUGUGUGAAAAUAUUUUUAAAUUGAUUAUACGUAAAUAAAAUAUACCAAUAUAAGUAUAGGUAUAAUAUGACUACACUAGAACAGAUGGGCUUUUUGUUUGUAUUUCAUACUUGUUGAUAUGAUUUUUGUACUCAAUUUCUGUUACCAAUAUUAUGCUCAACUGCCUACUCAUUGAUAUAUAUUUUGUAAAUAUUGUACAACUUGAUCUUUUUUAUGGUUUAAAUUUAGUAUUAAUUUAUUUAAGUUGAUUGGCUGAUCAUAAAAAUAAUUUCACUGUUAAACCAUGAAAACUUAUAUAUAUAUAUUUUUUUGGUGACUCCCCUUUGGGUCUUUAGUCUUAUCCACUUGUAUGUUACUUUUCAUUUGGUCUAAGUAUCAUUUUAUUUGUAUGGUUAUCUUCUAAGACUAGAGUGGUAGUUAUUUUCUUUAUUUUUUAAUUUUCUUUUUAGGGCAGACGUUAUGGGUUCUUAUUACCCAGGGAGUCAAAAACUAUUUCAUGAGAAAGCGCAGAGUUACUCAUGACUGUUUCUUAUACACUAAAAGCAUAUAUCUAAUCUUCUUCUAGUCUUCUUCUGCUUUUAGUUGUAUGAGUUCUUUUCUGUGAACUGAACACAAAACUCAGGAAUUGGUUGCUUAGUUUUAGAUCAGGACUUACUAGGGUUAGUAUGUGAAUCCUUCAAAACACAUAAUUAACUUUGUAUUUAGCCACAUGUGUAAUUGACUCUGAAAGUUCUCCACCGAAAUUAAUCUUCCUUCACACAUGGAUUCAUAGAAAUUGUGAUAGUUCCCAACUGUCUGAGAGCCUCAUGAUGAUUUCUAAGAUUUAAGACCUAUGACCAGUUUUUUUCAGCUGCUCAAAAAUUUUAUUUUUUCACUUGAAAAUUUAAAUGAGUAACAAUUUUUGACAUGUGCAUUUCUGUUUUAGUUGUUAACUAUGCCUUCAGUUAUCCACCCUUUAGUGAGAUAUAGCUGGCUGAGGAAGACAAUAAAUAGGGCACAUGAAAUGUGUCAGCAAUAGAUAUUUUACUUGUAUUUUAUGUCAGUACUCUUUUUAUUACUUAUAAAGGUACAGUGUAAUCUUUGUCACCAUUCCAUUGAAAAAGUUGGCCUUGUAAAAAUACAACCCUCAUUUAGUAUUCAUGCUUUUGUGCCUUUAAGAAAAUACUUUUUGUUAUUUUUGUGUUACAGAACUAUAAUAUGAUUCAAAGUGUUUAUAGGCUUGUCAUAAAAGGGUCAUUUCUAUAGGCUUAAUUGUCCUAAAAGGGUCAUUUCUCUGUGUCACUUUAUUUCCUUUUAUAUAGCUAUAGUAUAUUUAAACAGUAAUGCUGUACUUUUAUAAGGGUUUGUCUAUUUACCUAUCUCAAAUAUAUUCUUCACUUUCAGACAUCGUUGAAGUAGACUUGUCAGAUUAUUCUGAGUAUUGUAAACAGUGCCUUUUCAAUGGAAUUCACACUGUUUUAGGGUGUCAACUCGUGCCAUAAACACAAAAUUAUGUGGAAGGCAGUUUUAACUUUUUGAAGAAUAUCUUAGUCAAAUAUUUAAGGAAACAAAAGUAUAAAAUUCUGUUUUUUCCAUUGUUUAGCAUUUCUAGUGAGCAAUGAAUACAUUUGGAAGACUUUUUUGUUUGACAUAGUGAUAAUGGCAUGAUGAUGAGCCAUUUAUGACUCUGCAGAUUAUUUUGAAUUAUGUUAAAUGUAUAGAAAUAAAAUAUUAUUAGCAUUUAUACCAAAUUUUCCAAUUUGAACCAUUGGUGGAAGGGGGAGGGAGGAUCCCCACACAAAUCACUAAGCUUACAUUUCCACUUAUUUGACUGUGUGAUAAAGAGGUUCUUUAAAAUGUAUAACCUGCCACUUUUAUGUAAUUUGGUUUCAUUUUGUUCACCUACCGUGUAAAUUUAGUAUAUUUAACUUACUUUUUGUUACUCUUAACAUAUUGUUGGCUUUGUUACAGUUUUUAAUUGAAGAUGGACUGUUAAAAUUGUAUAGGACCAGUGUCUCCUUAAUAUGAUUAACAUAUUUAGAAGAGCCACAAGAAACCCAUGACAAAAUGAAUGUGAAUAUACUUUCUAAAAUAUUUAGAAGAUUUCUUUCCACAUUUAUCAUGUAAAAUUACUUUAGUAUUACAUACAAUAUUGAAAUUUAUUUAAAGAAAAAAAUGCCAUGAAACAUUUGAACUGAUGAGCAACAGAACGUCAGUUGAAAAUUUUCACUUUUUAGCAUGCUGACUGUAAAUCUAAGUUAAAUAUCCUAUUUAAAGGCCAUUUAUAAAUUCAAACACUACCACUGGUCAGUUUUAUAAAAUAGAAUAAAAUAUGUUAUCUGCGGUGUAAGUACAGCACACUGUCAAAUUCUUUUCCUUAAGGUGCACAGUAAAUGUACAGAUAGUCAUAGGCAACUGUUUUGUAAUGUAUUAACUACAUUUUUAAUCUGUUAUUCCUAAUCUAUUGUUUGCAGAGAUAAAACAAUUGAAUUUUUCUAAUCUGUAAGAUGAUGCUAACUUCAACAAGUAGGCAUUCUAAAUAAAAUUUUU
Molecule: messenger RNA, 8220 nt
Organism: Sus scrofa (pig)
Lineage: Eukaryota; Metazoa; Chordata; Mammalia; Artiodactyla; Suidae
Source: RefSeq, a predicted model, not a curated record